CCGUUCCUCUCAUCACCGGGUGCGCGCACAGUCUCUCUCCUUCUCUCUCUGUCUAUCCCAGUUAUCUCUAGAAAAAAACGGGAAGGGAAUUUCUUUCACAAACACCAGAGCAGCAAACGGCGCGAUUGGGUCCGAAGCAACCAUGCCGGACUCCGGUGGCCCCGCACCGCCGGAAUCCGGCAGCAAGGAGCUGCCAAGGCCGGCUGCGAAGGUCCUUUUCGGGAGGUUCAAGCUGGUCCGCCUCCUGGGCUUCGGCGCCUCCGCCCGCGUCUACCUCGCCCGCGACCUCCACUCGGGCCGCAGCGUGGCCCUCAAGGCCAUCCCCAAGGGCCGCGCCGCCAAGAACGGCCUCUCCCACAACGUCGUCCGCGAGAUAGCCAUCAUGCGCCGCCUCCGCCACCCCCACAUCCUCCGCCUCCUCGAGGUCCUCGCCUCCCGCUCCAAGAUCUACUUCGUCCUCGAGCUCGCCCGCGGCGGCGAGCUCUUCGCCCAAGUCGCCCGCGGCCGCCUCCCCGAGGACAUCUCCCGCCGCUACUUCCGCCAAUUGAUCUCCGCCGUUGGCUAUUGCCACUCCCGCGGCGUCUUCCACCGCGACCUUAAACCGGAGAACCUCCUCCUCGACGACGCCGGCAACCUCAAGGUCUCCGACUUCGGCCUCUCCGCGGUCCCCGAACAGAUCCGCGGCGACGGGCUCCUCCACACCCUCUGCGGAACGCCGGCGUACGUCGCUCCGGAGAUCCUCGACAGGAAGGGAUACGACGGCGCCAAGGUCGACGUCUGGUCCUGCGGCGUGAUCCUCUACGUCCUCAACGCCGGAUAUCUGCCGUUCAACGACCCCAAUCUGAUGGCGAUGUACCGCAAGAUCUACCGCGGGGAGUACCGAUGCCCCAAGUGGACCUCGCCGGAGCUCCGGCGGCUGAUCGGCCGGCUCCUGGACCCGAAGCCCGAGAGUAGGAUCACCGUCGACGGGAUCCUCCGCGACCCCUGGUUCAAGAAAGGGCUCGGCGAAGAGGAGUGGGCGGCGCUGGCGAAGUUCCACUCGGCGGAGACGGCGGAUUUGGAGAACGGAAAGUUGUGGAAGUCGGAGGAACCGGACCGGGCACUUAACGCCUUCGACCUAAUAUCCUUCUCCUCCGGGCUCGAUCUGUCCGGUCUGUUCGGACCUCCGUCGGACCGGGAGCGGUUCGUCUCGGCCGAGCCGGCCGAGGCGAUUCUCGCGAGAGCUGAAGAUCUGGGAGCGAAAGAAGGGCUCGUGGUUCGGAGGAAGGGGGAGAAGGGGCUCGCAGGUGUGGUGGUGGAGGGGCAGAUUGGCAAUUUGGUAGCGAGUGUGGUGGUUCGCCGGCUGGCCGAUGGGUUGUUGGUGGUGGAGGCGGAGGAUGGCGGCGGCGCCGCCGAGAUGUUUUUCCUUAAAGAGAAACUUUUGCCUGCGUUGAAGGUGCCGGCUACUGAACCGGGGAGUUCCGCUUCAGUAACUGACCGGCCGCAUCCGGUAUCGUGAGAGCACAGUUGCUGUGUUAACUUGAUUUGACGGGCUUGCUCGGGAUUUAAUUCCGGCGAGCUACAGAGCUGUCAAACGCCGGUGUUCUUUCUGAGCACACUGAGCGGUGCGUGUUUGUAAAUACAUAUCCUUCUUGUAAAAGAAACCUAUUUGUUAUUUGAAAUGAGACGAUCCAGAUGGGUUCUGGUUGUAUCUUUGGUACAAAAGAAUGUUUCAAUUUUUUAAUGUCAACGGUUAGAUUGUGCACUAA
Molecule: messenger RNA, 1748 nt
Organism: Elaeis guineensis (African oil palm)
Lineage: Eukaryota; Viridiplantae; Streptophyta; Magnoliopsida; Arecales; Arecaceae
Product: CBL-interacting serine/threonine-protein kinase 14
Biological process (GO): protein phosphorylation; signal transduction
Molecular function (GO): protein serine/threonine kinase activity; ATP binding
Source: RefSeq, a predicted model, not a curated record